Messenger RNA from Gossypium raimondii (Peruvian cotton), 681 nucleotides. RefSeq lists its product as uncharacterized. The transcript has a single exon. Lineage: Eukaryota; Viridiplantae; Streptophyta; Magnoliopsida; Malvales; Malvaceae. Gene Ontology annotation, molecular function: nucleic acid binding; RNA-DNA hybrid ribonuclease activity. The record is from RefSeq and is a predicted model, not a curated record. Bases 1 to 681 code for a protein of 226 amino acids.
AUGGCCGAAUACGAAGCAUGUAUCAUGGGGAUACGCGCAGCCAUAGAGCGUAAGAUCAAAGUGUUAGAGGUAUAUGGAGACUCUGAACUGGUAAUUUAUCAACUCAAAGGAGAAUGGGAGACAAAAGAUCCCAAAUUGGUCAAUUACCGAAAAUUGGUUAUGAAACUAAUUGAGGAAUUUGAUGAUAUCACCUUUUGCUACCUUCCACGAGAGGAAAAUCAGAUGGCCGACGCUUUGGCUACGUUAGCUUCCAUGAUCAAAGUAAAUGAGCAGAAGGUUAUGAAGCUAAUCCAGAUGAGUAUUUAUGAGGCUCCAUCUCACUGUUGCAACAUUGAUGAAGAGGAGGAAAAGGACGAUCACCCUUGGUAUCACGACAUACUGCGAUAUGUAAAGAAUCGCGUGUAUCCUGUUCGGGCGACUGAGAAUGAAAGGAAAACAUUGAGAAGACUGGCCAAUAAUUAUGUCUUAGAUGGAGAAAUCUUGUAUAGAAGAGGAAAAGAUAAAGUGUUGUUAAGAUGUGUAGACGCUGUGGAAGCCAAGCUAAUCUUAGAAGAGGUGCAUAAAGGAGUUUGUGGAACACAUGCUAAUGGCUUCACAAUGGCCAAGCAAAUUAUGAGAUUUGGAUAUUAUUGGUCCACCAUGGAAGAAGAUUGCAUCAAAUAUGCAAAGAAAUGUCAUUAG